This is a messenger RNA of Cajanus cajan (pigeon pea), 1477 nucleotides long. Its product is annotated as tRNA/rRNA methyltransferase (SpoU) family protein. Gene Ontology annotation, molecular function: RNA methyltransferase activity; RNA binding. The record is from RefSeq and is a predicted model, not a curated record. Lineage: Eukaryota; Viridiplantae; Streptophyta; Magnoliopsida; Fabales; Fabaceae. Gene Ontology annotation, biological process: tRNA guanine ribose methylation.
AUGAGUGCUUGCAAAACCCUUUCGUGUUUCCCACUCUCUUCGACUUCGUUUUUCAAGCGCACACUCAUUCGAACUCCAAGAUGCUCCACGUCAGCCCUAGCCGCCGAGGAACCCGAGCCCCAAUCUCCCACCGUCCAGCACCUCCUCUCAACCCCCGACGGAGUCUCCACGCUCAUGAAGAUGGACCGCAAGCCUCUCCUCCACGCCCACGCGCCUCGCUGGUUCCCCUACCUCGACGCCUUUCGCUGCCGCAACGGCGCCGUUUUGACCAGUGCUGAGGUCGUCCACGCCCUCGCGCCCUGCAUCUCCCAGGAACGGAGGCGGAGGUUCGGGAGCGUCGUCAGGAACCGGAGCUACUCGCUCUGCCUCGUCGUCGAAGGCCUCUGCGACUUCGGCAACGUCUCCGCCGCCUUCCGCUCCGCCGACGCGCUCGGCGUCCAGUCCGUCCACGUCGUGUCGUGUGAUGACAACAAAAGGUAUAAAGAUAAUCGCCAUGUGAGCAUGGGUGCGGAGAAAUGGUUGGACAUUGAACUGUGGGACUCUACAAAGGAGUGCUUUAAAAUGUUGAAAUCACGUGGUUAUCGAAUUGCCACAACUCAUGUGGGAAUGGAUGCGGUUUCUAUUCAUGACUUAGACUGGUCCUGCCCAACUGCAAUUGUUGUCGGGAAUGAAAAUAGGGGUAUUAGUGACGAGGCUUUGGAGUUAUCAGAUUUGCACUGCAGUAUUCCAAUGGCAGGAAUGGUGGACUCUUUCAAUGUAUCAGUAGCUGCAGGAAUCCUCAUGCACCAUGCUGUUUGUGAUAGAAUAUCUCGCAUGGGCCGUCAUGGUGAUCUCACUGUAGAAGAAUGCCAGAUUCUACUUGCAGAGUUUUCGCUACGCCAUAACAGUAGUAUGAUUAGUAUAGUUGAAGAUUAUGCAAAGCGUAAAGCAGAAAUAUUAACCUAAACGCAAUAAGAGGAACUCAAACUUCUACUGAUUGAAUGCUUGGCGGCUUGCUUGUCCUGGACAAGGAGACAAACAAGAUUGUCUCUGAAUGAUUGAUUCCUACAAACUAGCAUCAGCAGCAUGAGGUCCAAGACUAGAUUGUCCUUCACAAUCGGAACCUUACCUUCUGUUUAGACUACCCAAUAUUUCCUCAACGGUGUGUGAACUAGCCCAAUUGACUGAUGGGGGAUGAAGCCAUCAAAAGCGCAAUUGUAUUUUUCUUUAUGUGGAGUUUUUGGGCAUUACUGUGUCUAACUAUUUAUUUGGAUGAGAAAGUAGGAGAGAAAUUUUUUACCUGUAAAAUGUAUGCGUUCUCCGCAUUAGUGUGUCUAUCCCAUUUGACAGGUUUAUAACCAAUUUGAAGGGAUCAUUGAAAAGAUUUUUUAAAUGUACCUUGGCCUUGAAAUGGGAUAGCUUCUUAAACUUUGAUUUACUAAAGAAACACAACUGGUAGGCAUGUCGGCAACAAUGCAUACACUAGAAUUGUUAGCAA